This is a messenger RNA of Clarias gariepinus (North African catfish), 3518 nucleotides long. It is a transcript of the gene kctd12b, whose product is annotated as potassium channel tetramerisation domain containing 12b. The coding region runs from base 612 to 1454 and encodes 280 amino acids. NCBI's taxonomy places the organism in Eukaryota, Metazoa, Chordata, Actinopteri, Siluriformes, Clariidae. The record is from RefSeq and is a predicted model, not a curated record. Gene Ontology annotation, molecular function: protein binding. Gene Ontology annotation, biological process: protein homooligomerization; regulation of G protein-coupled receptor signaling pathway. The transcript has a single exon.
UUCAGUGUCACACAGCAUCAGUAAUGGAAGGUGCUUAUUCCAACGUGUUUGUUUAUCUGCUUGCUUAUUUACGUGUUUCGUUUAAGAUAUUUUCCAGCACUUUGUUUCCCUUCCACGCCAUGUUAUCCGCAACUGUAGUUCAGCCACUUUAAGUAGCCCGAGGCUAAGAAGACUGCUAUGGACACAGUUUAAAUGAUUAUGAGGAGAUCUGGAAAAGCGAGGAAAUAGUAAUGGACUUCAGAGAGAGAGAGAGUCGCAUGUAAGCAUUUGUACUCUUAACUGAGUUAAAGUGAAUAAGAGAAGAAGGGAGGAGACGCUCCUGUUUAUUUGCAAUCUGUGUUUGUUUUUAUGUUUUUAAUCUCUUCAGUCAGAAGGACAAUUCUACUCUAAUGCUGUAACCCAGCUGUUACAGUGUGAAGUGCACCACUGCGCAUUUUGUGUGGAACGCUGUAUGUUUGAAAGAGAACUUCCUUUAUUCCUUGGCUCGGUGUGAAAUUCUGUGCCACUUUGUCAUUAGAGUGUAAGAAGCUUGGGAUUUCAUACUCCACUGCAAAGUUUUUUUUUCGUCCUCGAGCCUUGACUCGCAGAUUGACUCGCAGCUUUCCAUCAGCAUGGCUUUACCCGAUCAUUCCAGCGGCAUUUCGGAGGAACUCGGCUUUCCAGAGAUUAUCGAACUCAACGUCGGAGGACAGGUAUACAUAACUCGUUACUCCACCCUCACUAGUGUUCCCGACUCACUCCUAUGGGAGAUGUUCAGCCAGAAAAAUGCCACGAGCCUGGCGCGUGACACCAAGGGCCGCUUUUUUGUUGACCGUGAUGGCUUCCUGUUCCGCUAUGUCCUGGACUACAUGCGAGACCAACAACUCGUUCUGCCCGACCAUUUCCCAGAGCGAGGGAGGCUACAGAGGGAGGCUGAGUAUUUCAAACUUCCUGAGCUAGUCAAGAUCCUGGUGCCGAAGUUCAGCAAACAGAACUCACUGGGUGAUGAUGGAUGCCAGAGUGAUCCAGAGGAGUCAUCGCCCAGUGCUGAUGCUAGCCGAAACCUGGCGUCAUUGGGGACAGCUACCUGCAGCAGCCUGGCAACCAAUGAUGGCAAGCGCACAGGGUUCAUCACCAUAGGCUACCGAGGCUCAUACACACUGGGCCGUGAUAGUCAGACUGAUGCUAAGUUCCGACGUGUGGCCCGGAUCAUGGUAUGUGGGAAGACGUCGUUGGCCAAAGAGGUUUUUGGGGAAACCCUGAAUGAAAGCCGUGACCCUGACAGGCCACCAGAAAGGUACACCUGUCGCUACUAUCUGAAGUUCACUUUCCUUGAACAGGCUUUUGACAAGCUGGCUGAUGCUGGUUUUCACAUGGUGGCAUGCAACUCAACGGGCACAUGCGCUUUCACGCAUGACCAAACUGAUGACAAGAUUUGGACCAGUUACACAGAAUACGUCUUCUACCGUGAGUGAGAACAGACCCAUGUUCCUGACCCUUGUCCUUCCAAAACCUACUUGACUCUCUCUGAGAUUGUGCUCCCUUAGAUUUAGAUGCUUCUAGAUCACCAUCCCAACCUUCAACCAGACUUGCCCUUAAUGCUUUUUGUCAUGUUCCUCUCUUCAAACAAACUCUGCCCCUUUACCCAGAGACAGCUCCUAAUACUUGUGUAAUCAUUCCUGGCCUUUGUGAAGUCCUGUGUCAUGUUGUUGGGUUUAAAAUUUGUGGUUUCCUUUGCUUUUAAACUGGCAAAAUGUUAGCCUUUAAGGGCUUAGGAAGGGGUAUCUUCGUAUCUCCAAAUAGGCUUGGCACCAAACCAUGGCAUUCUUCUUGUUAGUCCAUCACAUACGUGGACAUUUAUGGUUUUCCUGAAUGUUGGUUAUCUGUUAUGACAAAUCGUUCAGUCUAAUUCAUUCUAGUGUUAUUCGAAAUCUUUUGGGACCAAGUCUUUAGGAAAACAGUAGCUAGACAAGAUAUGUGUAUGUACCAUAACAUCAAUCUCUUUGAUUGAGAGACAAGCACAUUAUUCUGAAUCUGCAAUGUGACUGCAUAAAUAAGCUACAGUUGCCACUAUGGUGCAAGAAGAUUGAACAAUCUGCCAUGUUUUGUUUCCGUCAAACUGAAGCAAAGUGUGUUCAUAUGAAAAAAAUUGUGGUAUGCUGUGGGAAUUCUAACUAACACAAAGUGUUACACCAGAAGGGGAAGUUGCCUUCUUGCCAAAGCACAUCAAGGGCUGAACUCUGAGCAGGAGUGAACACACAGACACAAAAAGGAUUAAGGUGUUGGCUGAAAUCUGCUCGGUAAAGCCUGAUGAGAUGUAUUGAUAGUGACACAAGGCAUCUGGUGUUUUGUUCAUUUGUGUCACAAAGGAAAACCUUUUAAGCAAAACCUUUCCUUUUUUUUAAUACAUAUUUCUCUUUAUUAUGCAUUUUUAGUUGUUUUUUUUACAUUUCCCUAUCAUGUGUAUGUAACCAUAUGCCAUUUCAAAUUCUUUCUUUGUAAAACAGAUACUGCAGUUGUAUUAACAUAUUUGUAUUUUUUUAUUUUUAUUUUUUAGUCAAUUUGAUUAUAUAGCGUUUAUUCAACCUACAGAAUGUAUAGAUUUAUGUUAGCAAGUAAAGUCAGAAAAGUUUAGGUUAAGGGAGCAUUAAUGUUAUGAACACAGCAAAUUCUAAGGUGUUUAAAAGGGUGUGAUAAAACAAAACAAUAAAUACAAAAAAACUAAUAUUUUUUUUAAUUUUCAGGUUCACCCUUAGGAUAAAUAGGAAUUUGCACAGCAUUUGGUACCUCAGAUGCCUAGAAAGUAUUAAGGCACAAUUAAUGACAUGGUUCAAAAAAUAAAUCACUUAAUGCUCACUUAAUGCAUCAGGCAGAUUCUUGCCAUACAUGUGCUAUUGGCUGACAAGAAAGAUUUACAUUGAGCCACUCAUAUCCUUAAUCAGGAGAUCCCAUUUCCCUAUUAAUUUUCUUGUAAAGACAUUCUGUGUUGUUAGCAGCAAGUUAGCAAAAGAAAACUGCAAAACCAGCAUGAAUAAAACAGCAAUUUCUGUAAUGUGUGGUGAAUUACAAGUACCAAUCAGUUGUGUAUUGCUCUGUGGAAUCACAGUUCUCAGUAUCUAAUCACUGUAAAGUUGUUAAAAAAAAAGUAUUUGGUAAAUAACUUAGAACCAAAAUGUGAAUUAAGACCAGCAGAUGAAAUACGGUCUUAUCAGAAUUUGCCUUGAUGACGAUGUUGCUGUGUAUUUAGUUAAUGGUGGAGAUGGAAGCAUUAAACUGGAUUAUCAUGCACAUAUCUCCUGAACAUAUGUCUUCUCUUUGCAAUGUGCUUAGCAUUUCUCAAGCCUGCUCUUGCCUUUCCUUUUUUUUCGCCUUAUCAUUUUUUCGGUGAUGACUUCAAAGGCAGACUGAAGGAAUAACCAGAAUAGAAAUGAGGGCAAACGGAUAACCGGUUCCUUCAAAGCAGAUUACUCAGCCCGGUAAACAAAUUUGUUAGCUAAUAUAGUCAGUCAAAUAGUCAUUAUUUUAUUUAAAUUGGAAUA